Molecule: messenger RNA, 1449 nt
Organism: Lichtheimia ornata
Lineage: Eukaryota; Fungi; Mucoromycota; Mucoromycetes; Mucorales; Lichtheimiaceae
Exons: 6
Coding region: 1-1449 (482 amino acids)
Source: RefSeq, a predicted model, not a curated record
AUGAGCCAACAGGAGGGUAAUCGUCCAUCUACACAGAUAAAGAAUGGAGCUGCCGACGAAGAGAUCAUUACACAGAUCACGCUGGCUGGUUUGAAGGUUAUCAUGCUUCGCAAGGGUGACCAGAUCAUAUACAAGUUGCCAGACAAUGUACCGGUGCAAUCACUUGCCGACGAUCAACGUGAACGCCUCUUGCAAGAGAUACAAAAGCUUCAUGCAGCAACACUAGCAGCAGCAACACGCAAUGCGACGGGUGGUACAGGAAGUUCAGCUACGAACGAGCAGGGAGGGAAUAAGACCAUUGCACCUAAACAUAAUGGCAUCUCGGCUCCUUUACCAAGUUCACCUGAUCCAGAUGCACUGAAGGAAACAGCACGCAAAUUGCGCGAGGAAUAUGAAAGAGAACAGCAAAAACAACAACCAAUGAUGAUCGGCAACAUGCCUGAAACGACAUCUUCUUCAUCAUCAUCAAUGGGUGGAUCUAUCAAGACGACUCGCAAAUACGUCAAGACUGGCAAAUAUUCAAAGAAACGGUUACAUCAUCCUCAUCAGUUGGCAGCUGCAUCUUCUUCAUCAGGUCAACUCCCAUUACCACCACAUCCUCAACACCAGCAACACCAACAACAGCAUCAGCAAUCCGCACCACCUCUGAUUGCAUUGCAUCAUAUGGUCGCUCAACAACCACAACAGCAACAGCAACCCAUCCCACCCAAUUUUACUCUACCAAGUCAUCUUGCUACCAAAUCAAUCCUUGCUAAACGACUCCCUGAAGAGGAACUCCAUCAUCAAGAUGUCAAACGAAGGAUUUAUGAUUCAAUACUUUCGGAUCACAAAGCAGUAACCGAGCCAGAUUACAAGACCCCAUUCAGGUCGAAACAGGAUGUCAUUGAUCGAUUACUUCCUUAUCACAUAUAUCAAUAUCCAAAGGUUGAUAUGGAUGCGAACAAGAUACCGAUGGACAAGCAAGAUCAAUUAACCAUGGAGAUAUUCAAGAGCCAAGCAGAGCUUUUCAAGAGGUUCUCUGAUGUAUGUAACAAGGUUAUCGAGGGUCGAGGCAUUAGACAACUUCAAAUCAUGCUUGAACGACAACUGCUUGCGGAUCAAAGGCAACGUUUGACUGAGGAACAGGCUCGUGUGGCUGCCGAGCAAGCUGCGAUUCAACAAGCGGAAGCCCAACAACGAAUGAGUGAACAAAAUCGGAUGGCCAGCGGGAUGUCAAACUACAUGGCAGCCAUAUUACAGAAUCCACAAAUAUUGAAUCAGUACAGUCAAUUGAGCCCUGAGCAGCAACAAAAGUUUCUUCAAAAUCAAGAGCAGAUUGUGGCAUUAUUAGAACAGCAUGCCAAGGAGCUCAAUUCUAAACCAACAGCCAAUCCCACUCAUUCCAAUGUCACAUCAGCAUCCAAUACACCCACUCAACAGCCAUCCUCUUCUUCGAAUGAUCAAGCAUAA